AUGCGUGAGCCAAACAGUCUAAGGGAGUUUUACAUGCGGCAAAACAAAUUCAGAACAGUUGGUGGUCCGCUGACUGGUAUGAAACAUGUCCACCUACUUGAUUUGUCGAACAACUUUUGCGCAAAUUUAUCUUUUGAUGCGUUUCAUUUGCUUCCUAAUUUGAAGCGGUUGUUUUUGUCAGGAAAUUUGCUAGGUUAUUCAUUGGGACCUGACAAAGCUGGAAUAACAUUUCAGAACUUGAAUCUGCUCCAGGAACUUGACCUUUCGUCAAACAAAUUGCGUUACCUUCCAUCUGAUAUAUUUAAGGGUUUGACAAGUUUGGAAAUCUUGAAACUGAACAAUAACGAAAUGAAGACGUUUCUAGUUAAUGUGAAGAUGCUGACAAGCCUGAAAAUAUUACUCCUGAAUAACAACAAUUUGAGAUAUAUCCUUGAACUUCAAAUGAAACAGAUCGACAAAAUCAUACAAAGUAGAUCGCUGCUAAUAAACUUGGCGAAUAAUAAGUUCAAAUGCAAUUGUACUGACAUUGAGUUUGUACGAUGGAUUCAGCAAAGAAAUGUGAGCCUUGUGGAUGUUGAGACCUACAUAUGUACAAACACAGACGACAUUACUAAAAAUCUUACCGGUAAAAGCCUCGUGCACGAUCUAGAAAAAGAAUGUGCCAGCUACACCCUCAUCAUAGUCGUGGCAUCAAUUCUCGUUUCAGCGUUUCUGAGUAUUUUGACUGGCGGCAUCAUAUAUCGGUAUCGUUGGGAUCUGCGAUAUUUGUAUUAUUCCGCGAAGUUCCGUGUCAAAGGAUAUAGGCCGGUCGACGAUGUUGAAGAUAGGUUUAGAUAUGACGUAUUUGUUUCAUACAGUGACCAAGAAAGACAUUUUGUCGUUGUUGAUCUGGUGCAUGAGUUAGAGGAAUCACGGUCUUUGAAAUUAUGCAUCCACGAGCGAGAUUUCUUUCUCGGUGGCGUGGUGACUGAAAAUAUCGUCUAUGCCAUCAACAACUCUAGAAAAACUCUGGUUCUUCUUUCAAGUGGGUUCAUGGAAAGCCACUGGUGCAUAUACGAGUUGAACAUGGCCAGGAUGGAGGCGAUCAAGACUGGAAGAGAUGUUAUGUGUAUCGUGAAGAUGGAAGAAAUCAUCAAUGACAACCUGUCAUUGGAAGUGAUUGACGUCAUUAGAAAUCAUACCUACAUCCAACUUCCGGAGGAGAGAGAACACAUGGACAUGUUUUGGGACAGGCUUCAUACAGCAAUUACUGAAUGA
This is a messenger RNA of Mya arenaria, 1257 nucleotides long. Its product is annotated as toll-like receptor 4. Gene Ontology annotation, biological process: immune response; toll-like receptor signaling pathway; inflammatory response. Gene Ontology annotation, molecular function: protein binding; transmembrane signaling receptor activity. The coding region runs from base 1 to 1257 and encodes 418 amino acids. The record is from RefSeq and is a predicted model, not a curated record. NCBI's taxonomy places the organism in Eukaryota, Metazoa, Mollusca, Bivalvia, Myida, Myidae. The transcript has a single exon. Gene Ontology annotation, cellular component: membrane.